Molecule: messenger RNA, 1647 nt
Organism: Diuraphis noxia (Russian wheat aphid)
Lineage: Eukaryota; Metazoa; Arthropoda; Insecta; Hemiptera; Aphididae
Product: putative vesicular glutamate transporter eat-4
Source: RefSeq, a predicted model, not a curated record
AUAGAGAUGAGUCUUGAGGAAAACGCAACCAGUAGAUGGGAUUCUCCAACCCACAUACAAUUACCAGAACAACCGUCGYCCAGAUUCACCAACAGGUUUAUCCGUUUGAAAAUUACAUAUUGGAACAAAGGAUACGCUAUAGUUUUGCUCGGAAUUGUAGGUUUAUGUAUCACGUCACUUCAAUUUAGUACAUAUUAUAGAUUUAUUGAGUUUAUGGAACAACAAAAUAAAAUUGAUUAUACUCAUUUUGGUUGCUUAUCUUACAAUAUGGAUGGAUAUUAUAUCGGUUUAAUACCUGGUGGUGUUUUAGCCACUGUUUAUCCGGCUCACAAUAUCUUAGGAAUUUUCGUCACCAUAUCGUCGAUUGGUCAGUUAAUUUCAGUCAUAAGUAUAAGUUACUUAAACACUCACACACAUUGUUUUUUACAAUUUUUUGUCGGAAUGACAAUGGCCGUUGUGGAUGUGUCACUUUACAGAGUUUGGACGUAUUGGGUCCCACAAGAUAAACAGUCAAUACGUCACUUUCCAAUAGUAUUGUCYAUGUCGAUAUUUAAUGGUGGAUAUCUCCAUGACACUUUUAAUAAAUUCCACGAUACACAUUCGUCUUAUCYUUUAACUCUAUUUAUUGGUGUAAUUGGAUUGGCGUGGUACGUUUUAUGGUUGUAUGUGAUUAAUGGAAAAUAUUCAUUUCGGAGCCUAAACAGCGAUUUUAUUUUGUUUGGGGGUGUGAACACCUCGCGAUAUUCUUUUGGAACAAAUGGUGUAUCAUUAACCCGAUCAAUCGUAUCGGACAUUCCAUGGAAAUCGAUUAGUACUUCUAAGCCAGUUCUUGCGAUUGCCUUAUUAUACGUGUGUGAUACUCUAAUUUUAGAUUCAUAUUACGGUAGUGCUUUAUACGGUGACUACGUAUUCGAAUGGACCACGAGAAAUUACACGAUCAUCUUAUUAACACUCUUCGUCGUCUUGGUCGAAUUAGUUCCAGAAAUCACCGUACCUUUUUCUACCUCCAACGUCAGAAAGUUUUGGAGUUGCUCAUAUUUCGGUUCAAUGGGUAUAUUUUUUGUUCUGGAGGCCAUUUUAGGCAAUACUGUGAAUACAAAUAAAAUGUUAAAAUAUUAUUUUAAAGAAAUGCAUUAUCUUUAUAAUUUCGGAUUCUACAUAAAUAUUUUAGACAUCGCACCAAAAUAUGCUAGUUUAUUGAAUAGUUUACUGCUAAGCAUACAUUAUAUUUCCAUCCAUUUGUGGGUUGAUGCCGUAAAUAGAAUAUUGAGUUCUGAAAUGCUUAGCAAAAUUGAGUCUGCUAUCCUGAUGAUGAUAAUAUGUUUUACGGUAGCUGUGUUGUACGCCAAUUUUACUUCGGUAGAACUACAACCAUGGGCAGCAGAUGAACCGGAGGAAGAAAAUCAACAAAAUAUAGUUGAGAGUUACAAUAAUGUAUAAUGAUUUAUCCAUCGGCGCAACUAGAAAUUUCAACAAGGCGGUGCUUAAGCUGAAGGGUUUUUGUGACUUAAUGGGACCUAACAUUUUAAACAAUUUUAAAGAUGCUAAUUUUGACUAAAGGCCUAAAGGGUGCUAAAGACCCAAAGCACUCUCCCUAAUUGCGCCAAUGGAUUUACCAUGUAUAUAACAAUAUAAUUAAAUUAUGCA